CAGUGACCCCAGCCCAACCAAACAGCGGCCCGUCAUUUGCCGCGAGCCCUGCGGUUUCGCCGGCGACCUAAACCCUCCGCCUCCGCCGUCGCCGUCGCCGCCGCCGGGGGGAGGGGAAGAGAUGGGCGUGGGGGGAAGCUUCUGGGACCUGCUCAAGCCGUACGCGCGGCACGAGGGGGCGGGGUACCUCCGCGACCGCCGCGUCGCCGUUGACCUCUCCUUCUGGGUCGUCUCCCACAGCACCGCCAUCCGGGCGCGGUCGCCGCACGCGCGGGUGCCCCACCUCCGCACCCUCUUCUUCCGCACCCUCUCCCUCUUCUCCAAGAUGGGUGCUUAUCCUGUGUUCGUGGUGGACGGCGAGCCGUCGCCGCUCAAGUCACAGGCAAGGGCCGCGCGAUUCUUCAGAGGAUCUGGAAUGGACCUGGCUACGCUGCCAAGCACGGAGGGGGAGGCCAAUGCCGACUCGCCGGUUCAACCAAGGAAUGCCAAGUUUACCCGAUACGUGAAGGAGUGCGUGGAACUGCUUGAAUAUCUUGGAAUGCCUGUACUGCGGGCAAAAGGCGAAGGUGAAGCUCUUUGUGCUCAGUUGAAUAAUGAAGGUCAUGUGGACGCUUGCAUCACUUCAGACAGUGACGCUUUCCUCUUUGGGGCUAAGACUGUCAUAAAGGUCCUCCGGUCGAAUUGUAAGGAACCCUUUGAGUGCUACAACAUGACAGACAUUGAGUCUGGUCUGGGACUAAAGAGGAAACAAAUGGUAGCAAUGGCACUUCUUGUUGGCAGUGACCAUGACUUGCAUGGUGUACCUGGUUUUGGUCCUGAGACUGCACUUCGGUUUGUGCAGUUAUUUGAUGAAGAUACUGUCCUAGAUAAAUUAUAUGAAAUUGGUAAAGGGGUCUAUCCAUUUAUAGAAGGAGUUACUGCACCCAAUAUUGAUGAUCUCCCAUCACCCUCAACGAAGAGUUUACCGCGUGUGCCGCACUGCUCACAUUGUGGUCACCCUGGUAACAAGAAAAACCAUAUCAAGUCUGGGUGCAACUUUUGCUUGGUGGAUUCAUUAGAGAAUUGUGUGGAGAAGCCAACUGGAUUCAUAUGUGAAUGUCCUAGUUGUGACAAGGCACGUGAUUUGAAGGAGCGGAGGAGAAAUGAAAACUGGCAAAUCAAGGUCUGCAAAAGGAUAGCUGCUGAGACAAACUUUCCAAAUGAGGAGAUCAUUAAAUUGUAUUUGAGUGGUAACAAUUUGGAUGAUGAAAAUGGUGUUCUAUCACUUAAAUGGAAUAAACCUGAUGUGGAGGUUUUGGUUGACUUCUUAUCUUUCAAGCAGAACUGGGAGCCAGCAUAUAUUCGUCAGCGGAUGCUUCCUAUGCUAUCAACCAUAUAUUUACGUGAAAUGGCUUCAUCUCCAUCUAAAUCAUUUCUUUAUGAUCAAUAUGAAUUUCACUCAAUCCAACGGAUUAAGAUAAGAUAUGGUCACCCAUAUUACUUGGUCAAAUGGAAGAGAUUCACUCGUAGUAGGAUAUCCAAUGAUUCACCUAGCAAGCAGACAGAAUUGGAAGGGAAGAAUGAUAAGAUGGUGGUAUUGGAUGGAGAUGAUGAGGUAGUAUUUUCCGAUGAAGAUGAGGAGGUUACAAUGAGUUCCCCAUCUACUGAACUGCUAGAUGAGCCAGAUGUUCCACAAGUACUCGAUGAUUAUAAAAACUACUUUUUGCUAACUGAUGAAGACAUUCAGCUAGUGAAUGCCGCGUUUCCUGAUGAAGCACAAAGGUUUCAGGAAGAACAGAGGAUGAAAGAAGCAAAGUCAAGAGCACAAAAAUCCAAGCUCAGCUUGGCAGGUUUUGAAACUCCGAAAGGUCCAAGGCCUAGUGCUGGAGUUCAACUUAACAUCAAGGAGUUCUACCGCUCGAAGAAAGGGCCGGGCAGCGAUUCUGGGAAGGACGGCUCAAGAAAAUCCUCUGAUGUGGACCUCAGCAAGAACUUGCCCAAGAAUGUUCGGCGAUGCCUCCUCUUCGACUGACAACUGGUCUGCCUUCUGUCUUCCUAGUAGUCUUGCUCUACUGUUGUACAUGUUGCAGUAACAUUCCUUAUUUCCUUUUGGCCCAUGGAUGUACAUUAUCGUGGCCAGUUUUUGUAUAGGGAAAACAUACAUGUCUUUCAUCUGAUGGAAAACAGUUUCAGUUGAAUCUUAAUAGUAUCUGCCUGUUUCAUGCCAUGGCAUCACUGCUUGCGUAGCAUGGCAAAAACUAUUGCAGCACGUGAGAAUUGAACCUGAAAUGAA
Oryza brachyantha (malo sina) is the source of this 2272-nucleotide messenger RNA. RefSeq names its product flap endonuclease GEN-like 1. Bases 122 to 2011 code for a protein of 629 amino acids. The transcript is spliced from 8 exons. The record is from RefSeq and is a predicted model, not a curated record. Gene Ontology annotation, biological process: pollen development. Gene Ontology annotation, molecular function: 5'-flap endonuclease activity. Lineage: Eukaryota; Viridiplantae; Streptophyta; Magnoliopsida; Poales; Poaceae.